Schistocerca americana (American grasshopper) is the source of this 769-nucleotide messenger RNA. RefSeq lists its product as uncharacterized. The record is from RefSeq and is a predicted model, not a curated record. Lineage: Eukaryota; Metazoa; Arthropoda; Insecta; Orthoptera; Acrididae. The coding region runs from base 38 to 769 and encodes 243 amino acids. The transcript has 5 exons.
GUACACUUAUCUCCACUCCAGUCAACGCAGUAGCAAGAUGCGAGCCCUGCUGUUGGUAACACUGCUAGUCGCAGGGGCCCUUGCCACUGCUCCAGAAAAGCCCAGGAGGCACCUGGGCGCGCGGAAUGCUGCCAACAUCAACGACUACAUCGACCAGGUGCUGCCCAACAUCGCACAGUUCCUGGCGGACCAUGGGCUGGACCCCAUCGCAUUGCCGGAUGACGUCCAGAGCUUCUCGGAGGAAGGACCGCUGGGGAUCGUGUGGCACGGAGAGGUGGGGCUGUUCGACGGCUCUUUGUCCGGACUGUCACAGGUGGUCAGGGCGGGAGAUGCCUUCCUCGACUACUCCGACCUCCACUUCAAGGUCAACAUGACGCUCGGCUUCACUGCAGUUGACCUGACCUACGGCUUCGAGUGCCAGCUGAUGGACAUCGGGCCCAAAGGCACGCUGUACGGAACGGUGCACGACCUGGCCGUGUUUGCGGAGCUCUCGCUGGACAUGAGCAACCUCACCAGUCCCGCCGUCGCGCUCAACGACCUCUACUUCUCCAACGCGGGGACGCUCGACAUUCACAUAGAGGGCAUCGGACUGGACCUUCUUGACAACAUCCUCGCCGACAUCGUGACGGGGCUCUUCCAUGACGUCAUCAUCGACGCCAUCGAGGACAAAGCUCGUGAGGUCAUUGAGAAUGCGUUGGAUGGACUGAGUAUGAAGACGCUGUUGCCUUUCGUGAGCCGACUCAUCAUCAACCAUCGCUCCCACCUGUAG